AUGGAGGCGCUGUCUCUGCACGGAGGCCAGGAGGAGGAGGAGGAGGAGGAGGAGGAGGAGGCUAGGGGGGGCUUGGGGCGGGAGCUGGCUAGACUGAGGGGGCCUCUGGGCACCUGGGGGGUCCGGAGGAAGAGAAUGUUCACCCCCGAGGAGAAGAAGGACGCCACCUACUGGGAGAAACGCCGCAAGAACAACGAGGCGGCGAAGCGCUCGCGGGAGAAGCGACGAGUCGGCGACCACGUCCUGGAGAGCCGUCUGGUGGCGAUGAGCGAGGCGAACACGCGCCUGCAAGCCGAGCUGACGGCCCUGAAGGUGCACCUGAGUCGGCUGUGCCACGCCCCUUAUGCACCCCCCCUCUGCCCGGCCCCCCAGCCCCACGCCCCAUCCCCCGCCGGCGCCAACACACAGCACCCGGAGAGAGAUGUUUACUGGGGGGGCAUCAGGGACCACUAUGGGCUAUCUCCCCUGGUUACCCUGCCUAAUCUGCCUACCUCGCACCCCCCCAUGGCCCCCCUGACCCCCCUGCCCCCCAUGGCCGGCCCAGGGUUCUUCCUACCCCCCACCACCCUGCUCCCCAUAAGAUCCUACCUACCCCUGCUGGACCUACAGGGGGCGGUGCCCACGGCCCCCCGGCCCUCCAGGCCACCCUGGGGGGCCGUGCUCAGAUCUGGAGGCCAGAGGGGGGGAGGGGGGGAGGAGGGGGAGGAGGGGGAGCAACAGGUACCUGGAGCCCCUUCCUCCUCUUCCUCCUCAGCCCUGCCCCACAAGCUGCGUCUGAAGACCCACAAGACCGCCCCCCCUCGUAGGGAGGGGGGGAGACAGCACUCACCUGUGAUUCACUUCUAUGUGUCUGACUGACUGACUGGUUGGCUGGCUUACUGGCUGGCUUCUUUACGUUUAACUGGUUGACUGACUGACUG
Osmerus eperlanus (European smelt) is the source of this 920-nucleotide messenger RNA. RefSeq names its product nuclear factor, interleukin 3 regulated, member 4 (gene nfil3-4). Gene Ontology annotation, molecular function: DNA binding; DNA-binding transcription factor activity. Gene Ontology annotation, cellular component: nucleus. The record is from RefSeq and is a predicted model, not a curated record. The transcript has a single exon. The coding region runs from base 1 to 858 and encodes 285 amino acids. Gene Ontology annotation, biological process: regulation of DNA-templated transcription; circadian rhythm. Lineage: Eukaryota; Metazoa; Chordata; Actinopteri; Osmeriformes; Osmeridae.